AUGUGGACCCUCCGCAGGAGUCACCUGUGUCUGACUUUCCUGCUAGUGUGUGUUCUUUCAGGAGUCUCCUUCCUCCACUAUCAAGGCCUCUUUCACAGCGGUCUGGACCUGUCUUUCCUGUUUGCACACCGACACCGGGUAACAGCGCCUGUGGCCAUCUUCUGCCUGUCGGGCACUCCGAGGACCAACACCUCCUCUUCCUGUCCCAAGCCCCCUGCCUCCCUCUCAGGGGCCUGGACCAUCUCCCCAGCGGGCCGGCUAGGUAACCAGAUGGGGCAAUACGCCACCCUGCUGGCGCUGGCGCAGCUCAACGGCCGCCAGGCCUUCAUCCUGCCCGGCAUGCACGCUGUCCUGGCCCCCCUGUUCCGCAUCACCCUGCCGGUGCUGGCGCCCGACGUGGACAGCCACUCACCUUGGCGGAACCUGCAGCUGCAUGACUGGAUGUCGGAGGAGUACGCGCACCUGGAGGAUCCUUUCCUGAAGCUCUCUGGCUUCCCUUGCUCCUGGACCUUCUUCCACCAUCUCUGGGGACAGAUCCGGAGCGAGUUCACCCUGCACGACCACCUUCGGGAAAAGGCCCAAGGUCUCCUGAGACAGCUCCGCCUGCGCAGCACCAGGGGCCUCCCGAGCACCUUCGUGGGUGUCCACGUGCGCCGUGGCGACUACCUGCAGAUUAUGCCCCGCCACUGGAAGGGUGUGGUGGGCGAUCGCGCCUACCUCCGGCAGGCCAUGAACUGGUUCCGGGCCCGGCACAAGGCCCCCAUCUUUGUGGUCACCAGUAACGGCAUGGAGUGGUGCCGUGAGAACAUCGACACUUCCCAGGGGGAUGUGGUGUUUGCUGGCGACGGGCAGGAGGCAUCGCCGGGGAAGGACUUUGCUUUGCUCACGCAGUGCAACCACACCAUCAUGACCAUUGGCACUUUCGGCUUCUGGGCCGCCUAUCUUGCUGGUGGAGACACUGUCUACCUGGCCAACUUCACCUUGCCUAGCUCCAGCUUCCUUGACAUCUUCAAGCCCGAGGCCGCCUUCCUGCCUGAGUGGGUGGGCAUUAAUGCAGACUUGUCUCCACUCCAGUAACUGCCGACGAGGCCUUUUGGAAUAGCCUGAUCCACCUAGGGCCAGCAUUAUGCGUCUCCAGAGGCCUAGAAGCUUCCGGAGAAGCUUGUGGUGGUCCUGCAGCAGGUGGGCACCCAUUUCUAGAGUGAUUCUAGCUGGCUAGACUUUCAGAGAAAGGGGAGCUUCCAGCAACUGUCUGAACAUUCUAGAACGAGCAGGAAAUAUUUUCCUGAUGACUGGCAAUGUCUGGGAAGGCUAACGACAGUUCUGCAAGGUACAGUGGCCACUUGUAGCUCCCAGCCCAUAUCCAGAGUACUUCUGGAUGGCUGCCCCCCAGGAAUCAGGAACUACCCCCUCUAGUGUUGACUCUUUAGCUCUUUUCUAGAAGAGACGUUUUUCUUCUCCUGGGUCCUCAGGACUGUAGGGACUCAUGGGUGUUUUAGAGCAAACACUCACCAACGCCCCUUCUGUAUUUCUGGAGUGGUUCUAGAUGGGGGGUUUGCUCUAGAGAGGGCCAGCUGAAGAACCCUGCAGGGCCCUUCCAGAGGGGUAGAGUUGUGGAAUUAUAGAUACCUUUGGUGAAGGGUUGAAUAAAGGUACAACUGGAAGCUCAACACCUCACCACUGCCAGAAAGAUUGAUGGAAGACAAACUAUGCGUAGCUGGGACAAUUUGUGAGAAGAGUGAAACUCUAUUCAACCUCUCAGCCUAUGAUAAAAACCACAAAGACAAUUUUUUCCCCCAGCAGAUAGGCUAAAACAUAGGAGGUGGAGGAGAGGGAUGGCUGCUGAAAUGCUGUAGCUUCUGGCUGCAAGGCUUUCCAGGGAGACUUUUUUUUUUUUUUUUAAGCUAAAAAACUGCCAAAGACAGGCACUGCCCAUGAUGACUCCGAAUUUGGGUUGCCUCUCCCAAUUAAGGACAUUUCUUCCUCUGCAGCUGGGCUGCUGGGGGAGAUGGGAUGGAUUUUCUGGAAGUCAGAUGGAAUAAAUGUGCCCUUUGGGUUUGCAGAAA
Messenger RNA from Miniopterus natalensis, 2066 nucleotides. RefSeq names its product fucosyltransferase 1 (H blood group) (gene FUT1). Gene Ontology annotation, molecular function: galactoside 2-alpha-L-fucosyltransferase activity. Lineage: Eukaryota; Metazoa; Chordata; Mammalia; Chiroptera; Miniopteridae. The record is from RefSeq and is a predicted model, not a curated record. Gene Ontology annotation, biological process: carbohydrate metabolic process. Gene Ontology annotation, cellular component: membrane.